UACAGCGCCUCACCUGACAUGACUAGUGCAGUCAAGAGAAAGUGAAAAGACAACGGAGGCUUAAAUUAAGUUGGUUAAUUGACUGCGAUUUCCAAAGUCUAAAUAUUGUGUUCGUCAUGCAUCAAAUAUUAGCACAAUGAGCAGAUGAACAAAUAUCCAAUGAACACACAAACAUAAAUUGAAACUUGAAAACUUUGAAACUUAAAUUGAGCGCAGGAAGAAAUAAGAUUUUGCGCGUUCGGCGGUCGGAGUUCACGGAGCGAGCUUGAUAAAGUAGCCUACAUUUUGAAGCCGAAGAGGAUAAACAAAGGCUGAUCAUUUCAUUCUUUAAUUAAGCUCAGACCAUGUUUGUUCUUAUUUUCAGAAGAGGAAGUGGAGCCCGUAAAACGUGUUCUUUAGGUAAAAUUCUAAUACUUUCUCUAAACAAGUAAACAUUAACGGUUAGUAGCCUUCUUAUAAAGCAUUCUUUAUAAAUAACUAUCAAAUAUCUUUUUUUAGGCUAAAUUUGUUCUGGACUGCGUAUAAAACAAAAAAAAUGUUAGUGGUAAUUAGCCCAGUAUUUUCAGCAGACAGUUUGCCCUUUCGAGAUCAAAUAAACUCGUGGGUUUAGAUACACUAAAAACAAACACUAAGGGCAGGUCAUGCUGCUUUUAUUAACAAGUGUUUCACCAAGAUAUGCAAAGUACACUCUUAAAAAUGAUUCACUGCCUCUACUCCCAAAAAUGCAUUAAGUUUUUGAGUAGCCUAUUACCUAAAUGCUGUGAACCUAUGGGUCAUUUUCAGUCACACAUUUAGUUUAAGUACAAACAAUGUGGGUUUCCUCCACGUUUAAAAACCUAAUUAGGUUUAACUUGAAAAUGUUCAUGGUCAUAUUCAUGGUGAUAUUUAGCUAAGUAAUCAACUUAGGGUUAAGUUGUUUCACAUAGGAAUCUUUCUAAAAUUUCGAUUGAAUAUAUCAAAUUUAUUUCUGCUUUAAUGUUUUUUGUGGAGAUUACCCUUUUUUAAGAAAUCAAGAUAAAAAAGCAAUGAUAAUUUCACCUUUUGUAUUUUUUAAUGGGUAAACUGUGUAGCCUAUAUUUAUGACGCAGUCGUCUACAACAGAUCUGAGUUUCUUACAACGUAGAUGUAGCGAAGAAACUAGGCGGGAAGCGGCAGGAACUGAAUUAGCUUUAUCCGGGUGAGAUGUUUACGCUAACUUUUUAAGAUGAGUUCAUCUUUAUCAGAGCGGCUAGCCAGUCUACUUAGCGGAUCGCUACACGACUCCCGACCCCCUGUCCAAGCGGGAAUUGAACUCGGCCUUGAUGACUUCACCUUAAGUUAAGUGGUUACGCGCAGCUGCCUCCCAACCAGAUAGACCCAUGUUCAAUUCCUGCCUGCUCUUUGCAGAACUCGUGUUGUAACAAACUCAAUAUCGGUGUCACAGACUUACAAAUUAACCAAUUAAAAUAAAAGGGUGAAAUUAUCUAAAUUACUGCUUUUUUUUUUUUUACCGCUUUCUUGAUUUCUUGGAAAAAGGUAAAUUAUACAAACAUGUUGAAGGAACAAUUUGCAAAAGAUUUGAGUAAAUAAAGAUUGAUAGUUGAAUUACUAGGUGAUUACAAGUUCAUUCUUAUUAUUAGUUCAAUAUCUUGAUGAAUAUGACCAUGCAUAAAGCAGGUUAAACCUAAUUAGGCGUUUAAAUGUGAAGGAAGCCCACAUUGGUAGUGCUUAAACUAGCUGUGUAGUCAAAGAUAGGCUCAUCUUAAAAAUACUGAAUAUAAUUUGAAAUUACUCAUAAACCACAAUGCGUCUGGUUGCCUCUUUUUUAAAGCAGAGGCAGUGAAUCGCGUAGCCAUGACCAAAGUUGCCAAGCUAGUUCACAAAGAGGAUUGCCAGAUUCCCGGUUUUUAAAAUGUUUAUUUAUUUAUUUAUUUUUAUUUGUAGCUACCGGUACGGUUUGUCCACAUUUGUAAAUUCCAUGUUCUGUCUCCAGCGUCCCAUACCCGUCCUCCCCCGGUUUGCGAUCGGUUUCGACAGAACCCCAUAAACCCCAGCUUGUUAUUUUGUGUGAGGCAAGACUGCCAGUGUCGUUUCUUGUAACUUGGUGUAAUUUUGAUUACUUACUACCUUUUAAAAAUACUUUUAAUGGCUGGCCAAAUUAAUCAAUUUGAAUUAAUAACUAAUAGACUGUCCUUUGUACGUGUGAGUAACUUGGCAUUUCUGUACGUUGAAAGCGUGUUUUUCAUCAGAGUAAUUUAAUGUAAUUUUACUUACAUCUGACAAGGGACAUGAAGGCAGGAAAAAUAAAAACAACAGAGCAACAAUUGCUUUUAGUGUCAACCUAAACGAAGAAAAAUCAAUCGGUCCAGAACGUGUAAACAAAGCUGUGUGGUUGGAAAUGUCGUUCGAUUAUUGGUCAAAGUGCUGGCGUAUAAAAAUACAACAAAACCCUCGCAGUUUCUGCCUGUACUUUAUUACGUGGAGCACCGCCAGGUUAUAUUCACGUUGGUGUUGAUUUGGAGUGCACCUCGUUAGACCGCGCAAAAGAAAGUCUGUCCAGAAUGCGUAAAUUAAAUAAUUUAAUAAUACAGGUAUUACGAGAAAGACGGUCUGCAAGCAGACGAUAUCACAGAAGAAGGCUGGCUGUGAUGAGAUCCUUCCAUGACAAAUCUCACUUUGUCGGGAGUCUAGGUCAGUCCGCUUCCAGCCGUGAUAGCUAGCUAUGCAGUGAAGUGAACGCUCCAGAGUUUGAUUGAAAUUGACUACACAAGGCUAGUGUAAACGCACUUUUAGACUGUCUUAAAGGGGCAGACUGCUCAUAUAUUGCUAGUAGAAAAAUUCACAAAUUCAGCCAUAUUCAAGGCCCGUGCAUGUCUAGACUUGUUUAGGAAACCCAAUUUGCUCAAUCUAUAAUUUAACACCAAAGUCAUUUGAGCUGACUACUUGGCAAAAGAGAUAAAGAAAUUAAUAUCAUACUAUAUAUUGUGAAAGUACAUAACAGGAACAUUUGUGACAGUGUUUAAUGAUCAAAAUAGUUAACCAGUAAAGAUGGGUAACGCAGGUAAGUGUAACACCUCCCUGGUGUAGGAUUGUACUAUGCCACCCCACUCUCAUCAGACAUUAGCUAAUAUGGGGUCUUUAAUGACCACAGUGAGUCAGGACCUCGGUUUAACAUCUCAUCCAAAAGGCGGCGAAAAAACCACGUGGCUGUGGUAAUUCAAUGAAUUUGCAUAUGGCUUUUUAUCAAGAAGCUACUAAAUCCCACAAAGUAAUAAAACUUCAUGUGUUUAUUUGGAACUACACCUGGAGGGCAGCGGUAAAGAAUUAACCUAGCUAAACUACAAGGUCAAUGAAUUAAAAACAAGGAAAAACCCACUAAAAAUUGCUUUGCUUUUUUUGUGGAAAUUUGAAACUUGCAAGACAGACUGACCACCUCUUUAGGAAUAUGCAUAUGUAUGUUUUUUGGCUGGACCGCAACAGCAGGGCCAGCUCUACAAACGCGAAUGUCUGUGACUGAGUGAGUGACUGAGUGAGUGAUUAAGUUACACCAUUGGUCGGCCGGAUCACGUGUGUUAGGUCCAGCCAUAUACUAGGGUUUAACCUGGUCUUGUUUGCGUAUGUAUUAGUGACUGAGUGCUUGAUCCCCUUGAUUGCUGCUUGCAUGAUUCAUGGUUUUUAUGUAUGCUGUCCACUCACUGCUGCCGGUACUUUGUGAACAAAAUUAUUUCUGUUUCUUGCUGGAGUCCGAUAUAAUAACAUCCUGGCGUUUGGAUUCCCCCUUCAGUUUGUUGCUUUGGGUGUUGCGGUUUCUUCUAGGCCCAUCCGUGUAUGAUAAAACCUAUGAUCAAAAUCUUCCUGUGAUGUCCCUUGUAAACGUCAUUUUGGGUUUUUGUGUGCUAACAAACUCAAAAUUGUAUUUAUUAAUGGGAGAAAAUAACAGAAUUUAAUCACGAAAGGUGGUUUCUGGAUGUUUUUAGUGCAGAUUUGUGCUUAUUGAUGCACACAAAUGCAGUUAACAUGCAGAGUGGGAGAUACUGGUGCUUUUGCGUUAGGUGGGGCAAGCAAAGACACCUGAAGUUGGGUGGGACUGCAAUGAAUCCUCAGUGGUACAGCUCGCUGACUCAGUUACAUGGAAAACCUCAAAAUAGCCAGCAAGCUUAAAUGCUAGUUAGUAGUAAAUCAACCGUAAGCCACAGGUUCUUGAAGCAUAUGUAUACAUAUGUAUAUAUGUAUAUGUAUAUAUUCCUGGUACUGUUCCAUUAUUUCAGUUUACUUUAACAGUCAUUGUUAUGGUGAAUUUUACAGAAUGGUUUAUUUUUGUUUUUUACCGUGCCAGUCCCUCCAUUUUGAAUCAGUGGUUUUUAUGCAUGGUUGCCUCACCCUUACCACUUCCUGAUGUUUUCACGAAUACACUAGUUGACUAACUGCACACUGCAAAAAUAUCACUCUUACUGAAUCAACAUCAGGUCUCAUCCGUACGCACCUUCCAGCGCCAGUGAAGUUCUACUAGACUGAGAAGUCCGCCUUCGUUUUUGUCGUCAUCGAUGCAGCUCAAACCAAACAGAUUUGCCAAGAACACCGCAGCGGCCCUCCAUGACCCCUAAACCAGCUCCUCAGCCUGGGCACGUGGUUCCCAGGGCCUGGGAGUAGCUGGUGGUGUGCCAGUACGCCACAGGUCGGAAUCACCACGGUUCAGCCAACGGCGACUUCGGGAAGGGUGGCGCCUGGGUUGAAGGAGGGUCCUGAUUGGCCGGCGCCUGGGAGGGGGCAGGGAUUCUCACCCCCCAUCUGGAUGGAGCGUAAAAGAAAGACUGUAAAAAACAGAAGUGAUUAUAUGCCAUUGCAUGUUUAACUCACUGAUCUGGAGCCUAAAAGAAGAAAAGAAGAGUGACCCUCUUAUGUGAUAUCAUAAUUCCCUGAUAUAUGUGUUCUAUUUCUGAACAUAUGUUAAGCUACCUUUCAAGAGGCGACGUCUGAUAGAAAGCCUAUUAGCUAAAUAAAAUGUUCCUUAUAAAGAUGGUUACCUCGCGGUUGUGCAUGCCAUCAAAAACUAUGCAUAAUACCCUGAAAUGUUUUGCAGAUAUUUUACUUGAUGUAUUAUAACAGACUUGCGUAUGGAGGAGCUUAUUUAUUUAUUUUUCUUUUAGUUAGAAGAAAAGUUCUCCGUAAAAUAAAAUGGCGAGUCCCAGUCCUGACCAAGACACUCCCACGAGGAGACCAAAUUGGAAAUACAUUGCAGUACUGAUCGUUUUCUUCAUCGUUAACAUCGCUGUGUACAGCCUGACCUCAAACCCCACCAAGGGCUUGAAACAGCCGAUGCCUAGGCCGGCCUCUCACCUAGAACCUUUGCCAACCGCCCCAGGGUUUUGUCCUUUCCCUGCCCAGAGAGACCCGCUGGUCAGCGUGAGCGGCGCCCGGUCGUACGUGGUGGCGCCCUACGUGGAGCACCGGGGCGGAGGCAGGCAGAUCCGGGCCAUCUCCAUCAUCUACCGACCCGAGCCCGACAACUACCAGUGCCUCCUGUGCUGCGGGGGGCGCAAUUUCUCCGUCUCCGCCUCCCGCAACGUGCACAGCGACCACUUCGGCUUCGACUACUGCGCCGGGGACAUCUUCUGCCCGGUGGCGAGCGGCUGCGCCGAGCCGGAGCACGUGGCCAUCUUCUCCAGGGGCCAGCACCAGGAGCCCGCCUUCUUCCCCGUCCAGAACCGGGAGCUCAGGACCGGCGGCUUCGAAUACGACUUCACUGUCUGCAUCUCCACCAUGUACGGGAACUACAGCAACCUCCUGCAGGUGGUGCAGUCCAUGGAGAUGUACCGCCUGCUGGGGGUCGGGCGGGUGGCGGUGUACAAAAACAGCUGCAGCCCGGAGGUGGAGAGAGCGCUGGAUUACUACGAGGCCCAGGGCUUAGUGGAGGUGGUGCCCUGGCCCGUGACCUCCUUCAUUAACGUCUCCCCGGGCUGGCGGAAGUCUGCCUCCCCGGGGGACCUGCACUACUACGGGCAGAUCCCUGCGCUGAACGACUGCCUGUACCGAUACAUGUACAGGACCAAGUACGUGGCCUUGCACGACAUCGACGAGCUCAUCCUGCCUCAGCGCGUGGACGACUGGAACCAGCUUCUGGUGCGCCUGGAACAGAGGUAUUCCGCCGACAAAGGCUUCGAGUUUGAGAACCACGUUUUCCCCGUCUCCGCGUCGGACCAGAUCGACAAGUACAGACCCCGGGAGUGGGAGAAAGUCAAGGGGGUCAACGUGCUGGAGCACGUUUUCCGGGAGCCCAACAUCCCCAAUCGCUUCAACAACUUCAAAGUGAUCGCCAACCCCCGCCUGGUGUUCGAGACGACCGUGCACGGCUUCCUGCGCUCGAUGCACGGGACCGUGCGCGUGGACCGCGACGAGGCCCACCUGUACCACGUCAAGAAAGGUGCCAGGCCCGAACUGAGCCCGUCUGACCUCAUAAGGGACGAUCGAGUCAGGCACUACGCUCCGCGGCUGGUGCCAGCCGUCUCAGAAGCGCUGAAAAACAUCAGCAACUCAGAACAGAAGAGCACACGUUAUAAUUCCAAGACGUUGGCAGGCUAUAACCAAAAGUAGGCUACUGCGCCGCAUAACAUACAAGUUUGAUUUCAAGUUAUUUUGAAAAUAAAUCGGUUUGCGGCUGCAGAUUUUUUAAAAUGGCGGUUGAAAUAAAACACUGCGAGUAGCCUAGUCGACCAAUCAGAAAUUUUCAGCGCUUGCACCCCACCCCAAAAGUUCCGGUACUUUUGGAAAGUACUACCCCCCGAGCAGGGACUUUUUUGGGGGUAAAAUAAAGUCCCGGGAACUUAAUUUAGACCCUAGUUCCUGCGGUCGAAACGCACUGAGUUCCUCAAAAGGUUCCUAGUUCCGGGGUAAAGUUCCUGCGGUGGAAACGCGGCUAAAGAUGUACUCCCCCCCCCUCCCCCCCAAAAAAAUAAAUAAAUACUUGCAUUUAUUCAUAACUCAAGGGGAAGUUAUACUGUUGAUUGAACCCAGGCCUCAUUCCACGUGGGUUGAAAAUAAGUAUAAAAACAUGAAUGACUGGAUGUAAAGAAUUUCUUUAUCUAGGCAGCUUCUUCAAAGGGGGAGACCGAGUGAGUAAAAUACUGCAGCAUACAUGUAGUUGCACAAAUGUAAUUUAAUUUAGUAGAAUCAAAUAGCGACACAUAAUCCAGGCUGACGUUUUCACGCAGAAAGCAGCUUCCUUUACUAGUGUAGGCUAGUAAAGUGGGGAAGAAUUUAUGUUUCCCAUUGACUGGCAGAAUAAUUAUUUCCAAAGAACACAUAAAUGACAGCGAAUUCGCUGGUGUGCAAUGAGUGGCUGAGUUUUGAGCAUCUUUCUUUUCCUCCCUUUUGGAAGAACUGGGCUGGCGUGUGUUGGUUCGCCCUCUUUGACUGUGGAUGUGGUUGAAGAACUGACUGUCUCAAAAGAAGCGUUGUUUGUCCACCAAAUGUGAUUUCUUUCUCACUUGCACUAUGAUGAUUUUGAAGGUUAUGUGGGUGUAUGCCGUCCAAAGUGCUCCUUUGUUACUGUAUAUGCAAAAUGAAAUAUGUCUUAGUUUAAUGCCAUCAUCUAUGGCAGCAUUGCAUAGCUUAUGCAUACUCAGUUUAAACCACUGGAUAUUUGCUGAAACUAUUCAGGUUUGGUGCUUAGGUGGUACCAGUGCAGUACUCUUCCUAAGAUUUUUACCUACAGACAUCUGUUAUUAAGCACUGCUCAAUUACGAUUGCCAGUGUGAAGAUUUUCUAUUCUAACCAGAUGGCCUUGUCUGUAUACUGUCUCUGUUAAUGCGGAGGCCCAAAGUGCUUUACUUUUCUGACAUAUUAUGAAUGUUCAUAAUAUUCUGUAUUCUUUCAAUAUGAAGGGGUAUGAAGAUUAUAUAUCUGGUUUGUAUGUAUAAUAGGUUAUAUGUGGCUACACUGUGGACUGUCUUUGAUGCUGUGUUGUUGUGAUUUUCAAAGGGAACAUUUAUAAUGUCCUGUUUGCACGUACAAAUACAAGUGUCUUGAUUCUAAGCAACGUCCAAUCUAAAGAAGGUUUUACUAUAAAGAACAUUAAUAUAUUCUGCAGAUUGUAUAAGCGCCUUAAUCGACUCUUGCUGAAAAGCUGUUAUUUUGUAAUUUAUACAGAUUUUAAAGAAAAUGGUUUUGUAUGUGGGAAAUGUAAGGGGAAAUGUACUGUACAGCAUGCAUUGUUUGGAAGUAAGUCCCAACAGGGUGAUAUGGCCCCUAUGCAAAGUGAAUUGGUCUUAAUCGCCCUGAGAGUGACCCUGUAGGGAUGGGGCAGGGUGGGCUGGGGGGGCACGACCACCUAUAUGGCAUCCUGGCCCUCCCAUUCACCCUGGCUGAACCACCACACCCAAUUGUGAAUGCCCACCUGGGCAGUUCAAUGCAGACCCAGCUGUAUGAGUAUUUUUGGCUAUGCUGCUACCCUGACUGGGCUUAUUUUGGAACUACUGGCAAGCUCACUGUACAUCAUCAUUUGUACACUGUGGCUGCUUGCCAAAUAAAUUCAUUAACUGGCACGAAAUCAUCAUUUAAUUGAUUAUGCAUAUUUGUGCACAAGGGAAGUUCCAGCAAACAACAAUGGUUGUCACUAUAUUAGCAACCGCAAACAAAUUAGUGAGAGACAUUUCAAAUGUCACACCGCUGACAAAAUUUACGAACAUUAAAUGGAAGAUUCCUGUUUAUAGGAUAGUGCUUCAUGUUGAAAGGGCAUUUUUUUGGGGUGAUGUCUCAACUGCUUCUUCUGCAUUUUCCUCCUUUCAGUUUGAGGUUUUUCCAUAAAGCUUACUUUGUUUUUUUACCAACAGGGGAGAAUACAUUCUAACUGGUGUGACUAGCUAUGCAGCGAGAUAUUAACGUAUUGGAAUAACUGCCAUUAUAAUGACAGAAUGACAGCUUUUUGCAGUAAUGAAUGCUAAUUGGCCAAUCAGAACUGACUGCUCAACAAAGCUGUGGUAUAAACACAAUCAAAGUAGUAAACUCAAGAAACAAACUGCCUGCACCUUUCUGGUGACAUCACUGCUUUAAAAUGGGAAUACAUCUUGUAAAUUCUUGUAAAAUCUUGUAAUUUGCCUGCUCUUUAAAUAAAAUGCUACAAUCUUGGGAACAUUA
This is a messenger RNA of Anguilla rostrata (American eel), 9111 nucleotides long. Its product is annotated as glycosyltransferase family 92 protein F13G3.3-like. The transcript is spliced from 3 exons. The record is from RefSeq and is a predicted model, not a curated record. Lineage: Eukaryota; Metazoa; Chordata; Actinopteri; Anguilliformes; Anguillidae. Gene Ontology annotation, cellular component: cytoplasm. Bases 5155 to 6570 code for a protein of 471 amino acids. Gene Ontology annotation, molecular function: glycosyltransferase activity.